GCCAAUGGGGCGCGGCGGCGGCGGGGGGAGGCGGGUUUAUAAGCGGAGGCGGCGCCGCGGCAGCCCCGUCCCGGCCCGUCCCGUCCCGCCAUGGCCGCGCUGCCGCGCGCGAUCGUGGCGCUGCUGCUGCUGCUGUGCCUCGCGCCCGCGCUGCCCCGCGCCGAGCCGGAGCCGCCCGCGCAGGAGGAGGAGGAGGAGGAGGACGGCGUCCUGGUGCUGCGCGCCGCCUCCUUCGAGCAGGCGCUGGCGGCGCACCGCUACCUGCUCGUCGAGUUCUACGCGCCGUGGUGCGGGCACUGCAAGGCGCUGGCCCCCGAGUACGCGAAGGCGGCGGCGAAGCUGCGCGCGGAGGGCUCGGAGAUCCGCCUGGCCAAGGUGGACGCCACCGAGGAGUCGGAGCUGGCGCAGCAGUUCGGCGUGCGCGGGUACCCCACCAUCAAGUUCUUCCGCAACGGCGACCGGGCGGCCCCCCGCGAGUACACAGCUGGCAGAGAAGCAGAUGACAUUGUCAGCUGGCUGAAGAAACGCACUGGCCCGGCUGCAACUACCCUGACAGAUGUUGCUGCAGCAGAGACGUUAGUGGACUCCAACGAAGUGGCUGUCAUUGGCUUCUUUAAGGAUUUGACAUCAGAGGCUGCAAAGGAGUUUUUGUUGGCAGCAGAAUCUGUGGACGACAUUCCUUUUGGGAUUUCCUCCAGUGAUGAUGUGUUUUCCAAGUACCAGCUUAGCAAAGAUGGAGUGGUUCUUUUCAAGAAGUUUGAUGAAGGCCGUAACAACUUUGAAGGGGAUCUCACGAAAGAUAACCUACUGAACUUCAUCAAGUCUAAUCAGUUGCCUCUGGUUAUAGAGUUCACUGAACAGACUGCUCCUAAAAUCUUUGGAGGAGAGAUCAAGACUCAUAUUCUGUUCUUCUUACCAAAAAGCGUGUCUGACUAUCAAGGGAAACUGGAUAAUUUCAAGAGCGCAGCUGGAAGCUUCAAAGGGAAGAUCCUGUUCAUCUUCAUAGACAGUGACCACAGUGACAAUCAAAGGAUUUUGGAGUUCUUUGGCCUAAAGAAAGAAGAAUGUCCAGCUGUACGUCUGAUCACCCUGGAGGAAGAAAUGACCAAAUACAAACCUGAAUCAGACGACCUCACAGCAGACAAGAUCAGAGAGUUCUGUAAUAAAUUCCUGGAGGGCAAGAUCAAGCCCCAUCUGAUGAGCCAAGAUCUUCCUGAAGACUGGGACAAACAGCCUGUCAAAGUUCUAGUUGGGAAGAAUUUUGAAGAAGUUGCUUUUGAUGAGAAUAAGAACGUUUUUGUGGAGUUCUAUGCCCCCUGGUGUGGUCACUGUAAGCAGCUGGCUCCUAUCUGGGACAAGCUGGGAGAGACCUACAGGGACCACGAGAACAUUGUCAUUGCCAAGAUGGAUUCAACAGCCAAUGAAGUAGAAGCAGUGAAAAUCCACAGCUUUCCCACACUCAAGUUCUUCCCUGCAGGCUCUGGCAGAAAUGUAAUUGACUACAAUGGAGAGAGGACGCUAGAAGGAUUCAAAAAAUUCUUGGAGAGUGGAGGACAGGAUGGGGCAGCAGCUGAUGAUGAUCUGGAGGAUCUGGAGACAGAUGAAGAAACAGACCUUGAGGAAGGUGAUGAUGAGCAGAAAAUCCAAAAGGAUGAGUUGUAAAGAAGACUGAUCUACAUCACCCAAAAAUCAGACACUAAAUUGGCUGCUGUUACGCAGCCCAGUGAGUCAGAAACCCAUUAAGAUUUAAAACAGAAGAUAAAUGACUGGAAAUCCAGGGAUUGGCUUUUAAAGUAACACUUCACCCUCACUUCUCUUUACACUUGACUAUCUUUUUCUUUCACUUUCGAAAAGGGAUCUGUCACUAGGUAGCCAGCCCUGCCAGCUGGGUUCACUUUUUUAUUGUGAUGUACUUUUUUUGUACACAGCUUUUUGUUUCAAGUAUUCUGUUCUUCUGGAUAGAAGCAGGUUGUGAAGUGGUAGCAUGAGUUUAAUAGCCCAACAUUUUGGAGCCUUGCCACUAAUACCUUCCAAGAAAGCUUUUUCCUUUUAUCUUUGAAAACUAAAGCCUGUAGCUGAUUUUUACCACCUGGCAGGUUCCUUAUUGGUCUCAGCUGUUCUUCCCUGGAGUCAGCAGCUGUAAGGGAAGACAGACUAGGCUGACUGCAUCGGUCCUGGUGGAAGGCGGUUAUGAAGGUGCUUCUCUUCAUGUAGGCCAGCUUUUCCCUGUACUUUAAGACAGUUGGAGAUGACUAUUCAAAACACGUGGAAGGGUGGAAUACUAUGUGCACUGGCUGUGGCAGGCUCUGAGGGUGGAGGUGGUUGCUGGCUUACCAGCUUAGAUGGGACCUAGCUGUGUUGCCAUCCUUCUGAUCAAAUGCAAGACUAUUUUGCAGUCACUUUACAUGCAUUAUUUUGAAUGGGUUGACCAGGCAGGUGGGUGGUGGGAGGGCCUGAUUAAAAAUACAUCAAACACAAAACAAACAUGGAACUUAAAAUUACUGGGCUUGGGGGAGGAACUUGAACAAGGGAGUGCCUCAAAGGCCUGAUCAGUGUCAGGCUUGCUCUUAGCAUUCCGCUAUAAUAACAUUGGAACUGCAUUUGUUGGCCAAAUAAAGUUGAGAUUUUAAUA
Cygnus olor (mute swan) is the source of this 2632-nucleotide messenger RNA. RefSeq names its product prolyl 4-hydroxylase subunit beta (gene P4HB). Gene Ontology annotation, biological process: response to endoplasmic reticulum stress; protein folding. Gene Ontology annotation, cellular component: external side of plasma membrane; endoplasmic reticulum. NCBI's taxonomy places the organism in Eukaryota, Metazoa, Chordata, Aves, Anseriformes, Anatidae. Bases 91 to 1662 code for a protein of 523 amino acids. Gene Ontology annotation, molecular function: protein disulfide isomerase activity. The record is from RefSeq and is a predicted model, not a curated record. The transcript is spliced from 11 exons.